UCAGUAAGCUCCCGAGCAUUACUCCAGCUGGUAGGCUCCCUGAAAUUGGUUGAUUAACUCUGAGUUUGCGCGAAAUUCGACCUCAAACAGUAGAUCCGGCGUUGGUUUUAAGUAAUGGCAUAUCCCAGUCAUUCUGGAGAUCCCAACAGGCCGAAGAAUCGUCCCAGAAAUUUGUUCGAAGGCUUCACAAAUCGUUCGGGCCCACCCAGAAGAACUAAAAAUCAGCAUCUACCAAAUCGUGAAUCAAAGUCAGUUAUCGAUUCCGUCAGUGUCGUGGAUCAGUUCCGAUACCUUCAGACCCAGCACGAGUUACUGCUAGAUCAACACCGGAAGUUGAAGGCGGCAAACAAAAGGCUCGAAAGUGUUCAGGAGCAGCUACGGAUUGAAAACUCCAGCCUCAAGGACGCCUACGAAGAACUGCAGGAGAGUUACAACAAUCUGCUAGAAUCGCAGAACCAUUUCAACUUCGGAAAACUGCUGGUCAACCUGAAACUGAAACGGCGAGCUACGAAGGAGAAUCUGGUGACCAGGAAUAUUAUACAGAAUGAAGCAUGCUUCGACACGUUCCUGGAGCACGUAGUAAUGCACGAUAGGCCGAAAAUCCCCAAAAUUGUGCACGAGUGUAUUGCAGUGGUAGAAUCGAGCGAGAAGUUCCUGAAUACGGUUGGGCUCUAUCGGGUAUCGGGCAAUCACAACACCAUUCAAAAUUUGCGCUAUGACAUCAAUGCCGAUAACUACAAAAAACUGCGGAAGCAGAAAAGUCCGCACGAAGUUUGUGGGGUGUUGAAGCUGUUUCUGAGGGAGCUCAAGGAACCGUUGAUAUCGUUGCAACAGCUGGCGAGGGUGAUCCCAGGGCCGUCGGAUAUGACAGUUCAUAGCCGUACGUUGAAGGUGUUGGAGCUAGUCAAUUCGCUGGAUGAAGUACGGAGGAAUACGCUUUGCUGUCUGAUGAGGCACUUGAAAAAAGUCGCCUCACACGAGGAGAACGAAAUGGACACUCGCAGCCUCGGCAUCCUGCUCAGUUCCUGCGUGUUCAAUGAAACCCUAUCCGACGUGUGUCCGGAACGGUUCGAGGCGGUGAGUGCUGUUCCGCGGGAGUGUAUCGUGACCAUGAUCGAGAACUAUGAAGAGAUUUUCGAGAAAUAAACUAUGG
This is a messenger RNA of Uranotaenia lowii, 1153 nucleotides long. Its product is annotated as WW domain-containing protein tag-325-like. Gene Ontology annotation, cellular component: cytoplasm. The transcript has 6 exons. Gene Ontology annotation, biological process: signal transduction; regulation of GTPase activity. The record is from RefSeq and is a predicted model, not a curated record. NCBI's taxonomy places the organism in Eukaryota, Metazoa, Arthropoda, Insecta, Diptera, Culicidae. The coding region runs from base 115 to 1146 and encodes 343 amino acids.